CGCCGCGCUCCGGCCUCAGAGGACGUCGGGAUGACCCGCGCCGUGGACGUCGUCGCCGUCGUCGCCGCGGCCGCCUACUAACGCGCCACCCAGCUCGCUCGACGCUCGACGAUUAUGUGCCCCUAGACGCGCCCUCGCCGCUGCGGUCCACCGCCUCUCAGACGACGAGAUCCGCGCACAGCCGCGGCCGUCCGCGCCGCGCUCGCUUCGCCCCCGGCGACCGAUCCUUCUCUUUUAUUACGUGCGAGCCGGUCCUCGAUCCGGACCGACCCGGCCGAGCGCCGGCGUUCGCGCGGCCCGCGUAUCUGCGAGUCCAGGCCGCCAGGAUGGGCUCGAUAGUGCUCAAGUCGCUCUCGGUGCUCCUCGGCAUAUUCUUCGUCUUCGUCGGCACGAUGAAGCUCACGUCACACAUCAGCAAGGACCUGCACAAGGACCUGAGAAAGGAGUAUGUCAAGUACGCAAAAGUAUUCCCGCUCUCGGGAACGCUUGACUUCAAGGUGCCCAGCAAGUGGUACCGAAGAGUCGUAGGCUCGCUCGAGAUCAUCUGCGGCCUCGCCAUGGCGAUUAUUCCAAGUCACAAAGUUAAAAACUUAUCGAACACAGUGCUGCUUCUUUUGAUGCUGAUGGCCGUGUAUUCUCACUACAUGGUCAACGACAAAUUCGAGAGGAUCGCCCCGGCACUGGUAUUCUUCUUUAUGCUCACGGGGCGACUGGUGAUCGACUGGCAGCUCAGGCGAGAAGAUGCGCAAUCGGUGACGGCGAACGGUGUCGACGAUAAAUCUAAGAAGCAAGACUGAGCGGGAUUACGGUUGGAAAACGCGUCGUCUGUUUUCACUUUAAACCACUUGAUUCCGCGAUUUUAUUUCUCGACCACUGAUUCUGAGGAAGAUUAGUUUAUUUAUUUCACAUAUAAGACUUUCUCUCUCUCGUUCUCAUUCUUCCGAAAAUGAAACUUUUAUGUCGAGGCACUGUUAUUCAAUAUAUCUUUCUGGGUUCUUUUUGAAUGUAAAGAUUCGACACGCAAUAAAAAAACUAUGUAAUAUGUAGAAAGAAAGAAGACGGUGAUUUGGGAUUCUCUAGAUUAAAUUUGUAAAAAAUCUAUAUCCCCGAAACUGGAAGUUAGAUAAGGAACGUAUAAUUUACACUGAUCUUUUAGGCCCCUGGGUGCUCGCUGCGGCUAUGUUGGUUCGUGACGUCAGAGGCGAGAAAUGACACGCUGAGAAUUCUUGCGUGACAUUUUUCAAUAAAAAGACAUUUGGAAACAACACGUCAGAGAUCGCUGUUCGAAAAAAUUUUCCUUGCAAUAAUCAAUAAAGAGCUGUAAUACGCGCGAUACGAAGCCUACUUAUACGAUGCACUUAUAAAAUAUGAUUGAAUUUCGUAUCGCGUUUAUUUUACGAAUGUUUGUUAAUUGUCAAAGGAAAGGUUUUCGGAUAAUUUUAUAAGCGUGCUUAAGCGAGCUAAAGCGUUUUUCUUCUAAACAACUUUUUAUUUAAAACUGUCACGCAAGAAUUCUCCACGUGCCAUUUCUAAGUCUCCGACGUCGCGUUUUCCAGCGUGGUCGCGGCGAGUUCAGGAGCCUUAGCGUGAUUAUCGAGAUGAAUUUUGGUUGCACUCUACGUGUUACUCUGCGCCCUAUAUCGCAAUAUAGUUUGCAGAAUAAAAAGCAAGCGUGUGUCGUCACGACCAAUAAGAUUUACAGAAUUAGUGCAAGUUCUCUAAAGUCUUACGACGGGAUAUUUUUAUCGCCGAUGCGGAUUAUUGGAUGAAUAGAAUUUCUAACGAUUGAAAAUCGACGAUGUACAAUUUGAUUUUGAAUACCGAUAGCAAUUGUCCGAUGAUUAUGGUCGGUAAAUGUUAAGAGUCCUCACAUUAAUGAUAGUGGUUCAUCCUGCGAUAUCGGUCCAUCAAGACACCAUUGAAUCAAUGUCGAUUGUCGCUCUCUCUCUGGCAAUGAUUAAAGAAAUUAUCUCUUUAUAUUACAGUUAAGCCGAUGAGAUGCAAAAGGAGUCAAGAGAUCGCUGACAAAGAAUUAACUGCAUACUAUAUCAGUGAAAUUAAUUUAAAAAUAAGUCAAUUUGGUCGAUUUAUUCUAGUUGAUAGUCCUUACCACUUUUAGUUCUUUUUAAAGCCAUAACAGGACUAUCACACGUGACAGCUAAAUAAUAUGAAACAUUAUACAGUUACAAUAUAAGCAGCUAUAUAAUAUAAAUAAUAUAUGUAUAGGAAAUUAUAAUAUAAUUAGCUAAAUUAGAGAUACUCUUAUUAAGCAGCUACAAUAAGUGUAUAAUAUAUGAAGAACUAUGAUCUAAUCAUAGGAGGCUAUGAUAUAAGCUAGCUGUAAUACAGAGAAAGAAAUUUAAUCUGCUAUGCGUAACACUAAUCGACAUUGAUGCAAUAGUCAGAUAACCAAUCGUCAGUGACACUAGCUUAAGCACGAGGUACUAACUGCCACUUGAAUGAAUGUGCUCUUAUAUGUACCGUGCGAACGUGCGUGUAUGGAACAUGUAGAAAAUCUUUCUUAGUAAUUGAAACAUAUGUGCGCACUAGCUUUAAUUUAUUUCUUAAAAUCUCUACGUGCGAAUAACGAGUGUGAUCAGACAAUUUGAUAAAUAAACCAAAAUUGAAACUC
Messenger RNA from Vollenhovia emeryi, 2632 nucleotides. RefSeq names its product transmembrane protein 35. The coding region runs from base 327 to 797 and encodes 156 amino acids. The record is from RefSeq and is a predicted model, not a curated record. Gene Ontology annotation, biological process: chaperone-mediated protein complex assembly; positive regulation of protein localization to cell surface. Lineage: Eukaryota; Metazoa; Arthropoda; Insecta; Hymenoptera; Formicidae. Gene Ontology annotation, cellular component: endoplasmic reticulum. The transcript has 4 exons.